CUGUAAGGCAUCCUUAGUCAGCUAGCUGCAACCACAAACAGUAAGAAUUGACUCAGAAUACUCGAGAGUAAUAAGUGCCGUAGUUUAGAAGUUGGCUCGGCACUCUACACGUCUUCAAUCGCUUUCUGCUCGAUGUCAGUCCGGACAUUGCAUGCUCCCGCAAGUGUCUGAUCCAAAAUGAGUUGGCCGCGGCUUUGAGCGAACGACUUACAACAACAACAACAAUAACACAUUGCAGCGCCUCUCCCCCAACCCAUGAACCUCCUCAAGUGGCAUCUUAGUCUGUCAUUUCGCGAGCCACGCUACGAGAUCAUGAACGAAGAGAACGACUCCGAAGCCGGGUCCGAGGACCAACUCCUCGCCGAGAAGGGACCAAGGCCGACGAGGCCGAGAGCCGGCGGUUUUCUCCAUGGCCUCGGAGGGCCUUUUCUUUGGCUUCACAUACUCUUCCUUACCUUCUACUCGGCCUUGUUCUUCACUCUUGUGCUCUCCCGGCAGGGCCAGGAGCACGCAUGCGCGGACGACCAGACCAUGGUGUGGUCGCCGGCUCGCGAGGCGCUGAAGCCGGAAAAGGUCCUUUUCGGCAACGAGAUCCAGGACGACAACGUCUUUCGCGGGCACCCGCGGCCGGAGCUGGACGCCGCCUGGAACACGCUCAUACAGUACAGCAACGUCAAGGUCAAGGCCGAGGACCUCAGGCGGAUAAACCGCACGUCCGUCCGGCUGCACGACGAGUCUGGCGAGCUGACCGAGUACUACUGGAGCGGCCUCAACGUCCACCACCAGCUGCAUUGUCUGAAGAUGGUGCGGCAGGCGGUGUUCCCCGAGUACUAUUUCAAAGGGAAAAAGCCGCCGCGGCAUCUGGAGGGACACAUUGACCACUGCAUCGACAACAUUCGCAUGACGCUCAUGUGCAAGGCGGACAUCUCGCUCGGCUCCUACGACUGGGUUGAUAACAACCGGAGGCCCCUCACCAACUUCCACACCGAGCACAGCUGCUACAACUGGGACCUUGUCAACAACUGGGCGCGAGACCACAGUUUCGACAUGUACGACAACACCUCUCUGGUGCACCCCUUCCUCGGCAAAUCCUACCCUCUCGAUUCCGAUGGCAAGUACAUCUUUACAGAAGAGGUUGAUCCUUUCGAGGGUAACAAGAUCACGCCACCGCCGGUGUAGGGGGAGGAGGGUCGCCAAAGGCAAUCGAAGACACCUCUGAGCGUGGCAUUUAGGAUAAACUUACUCUAUGGCGAACCCGAGGACCUGAGGUCAACUAGGAACAGAGGGAGAAAAGUGGCCACUUUCUCUACUAUAGUUGCAGGACAAGAGGCCAGCUAUAUAUUGUUUGAUAGCAAGAAACAUGAAACAAUGCCAAUGACCGUUGCCU
This is a messenger RNA of Colletotrichum navitas, 1387 nucleotides long. RefSeq lists its product as uncharacterized. The transcript is spliced from 4 exons. Lineage: Eukaryota; Fungi; Ascomycota; Sordariomycetes; Glomerellales; Glomerellaceae. The coding region runs from base 256 to 1179 and encodes 307 amino acids. Gene Ontology annotation, biological process: mycotoxin biosynthetic process. The record is from RefSeq and is a predicted model, not a curated record.